Molecule: messenger RNA, 936 nt
Organism: Aspergillus alliaceus
Lineage: Eukaryota; Fungi; Ascomycota; Eurotiomycetes; Eurotiales; Aspergillaceae
Product: major facilitator superfamily domain-containing protein
Exons: 5
Coding region: 1-936 (311 amino acids)
Biological process (GO): transmembrane transport
Cellular component (GO): fungal-type vacuole membrane
Molecular function (GO): transmembrane transporter activity
Source: RefSeq, a predicted model, not a curated record
AUGACGCAAGAUGUAGGUUCUGAGUCUCUUGCCAUCCAUAUAGACCUCGAAUCCGACCCUCGUUUGGAUGUUAAAUGGUCUAGAGUUGAUGCGGAAGCGACAAUUGACCAAUGUGACGUGGGGUUUCAGAGCGUAUUCGGAGCGUGGUGCGCUGUGGUCCCGUUCAUGGGCCUGUUAAUCAGCCUGGGGAUCCUAUAUCCCUGGACAAGUACUUACCAGCUUCAGGGUUACUCGGAAUCAAGCAUUGGCUGGAUAUAUGGUGCUUAUGGGUUUUUCCUCUAUCUUGACGGAUCACAGGAUGGUAGGCAUGACUGCACCGAGCUUCUAUUGGUGGCUGCAUUGAUCUGCUUCAGCUUCAGUGAGGAGUAUUACCAUAUCUUCCUAGCCUUCAGCGUCCUCGGAGGUCUCUCUGUAUGUACACUAUUCACACUAGCCGUUUUUUGCGUUGGACACAGGCUCAACAUCCGCUACGGCUAUACAACAGGCAUCGCUUACACAGCCGGCGGACUAGGCAGCGUCAUAUUCCCACUGAUAACCCUAUUCGCGGCCCCCAAGAUCGGCUUCACAUGGGCCAUCCGCACCAUUGCUCUCCUCUGCGCCGUCCUCUGGACACUAGCCUGCCUUCUCCUGAAAUCACGACCCCCGAGCAACAAGAAAGCCGGUGCCUCCAACAUCAAGCAUGCCUCAACCACAGAAGCCGUAUUCGUCGAAUUCGCCGUCCUCAUCCCAAUAACCUACAUCUCCUCAUACGCAGUCCAUAUUAGCUUAAGCAACACUUUUUUCUAUGCACUGAUCGUCUUCCUUAACUUAGGAGCCGUGCCAGGCCGCUUCUUAUCAGGCUUCGUUGCCGAUCGCCUAGGCCGUCUCUGGCUCAACGCGUGGGGCAAUGUCGCUGCUAUUUUCUGCUACGCUGCGUUAUUUGGGUUCUGGAGAUGA